UCACGUGACGGAAGUUUACCGCAGAGACUACAUUUCCCGGCAUCCCCCGCUCCGCGCCUGCGCACUGCCCGCCCGGUCCCUGCUGCUGCUGAGAGUGUAUUGUCACAGUGGUGUAUGUAUUGCCAUGACAACAAACGCACGGACGUGCGAUGACGUCAUGGGCGGGCGCCCGACCCCGGAAGCUGCAUCCGGCGCCGGUGAGCGGGACCCACACGUGUAUGGUGGCGGGUAUAUAGUCCGUGUCCUGUGUGCGGGGAAGCCGUACGGUCCCACUAUGUCCUCUUUGACGGCUGCCAGUUGCGAGUCGGCGCCUGUGAGCUCACAGAACCAUGAGAAGAAGCCGUUACGGCCGUGCUGCGCGUGUCCAGAGACGAAGAAAGCUCGGGAUGCCUGCAUCAUUCAGAAGGGCGAGGAGCGCUGCCGGGAGAUGAUCGAGGCUCAUAAGAAAUGUAUGAGAUCCCUGGGGUUCAAGGUGUGACUGCGCCUGCAAGACGACGUGUGUGGGAUGUGACUUGUGCGCUGCUUUGGCGAAAUAACGUAUUUCUCUAAUGGAACAAGAUCUAUAGAUGGAGAAGAGGAAAUGAGAAGAGGAUCAGAUUCUGCUUCCCCGAUUGUCCGAUACAAAGUGUACUUUUUGAAUUUUAUUGAAGAAUAAAAAUCUACUAUAAGAGAUAA
Pseudophryne corroboree (corroboree frog) is the source of this 675-nucleotide messenger RNA. Its product is annotated as cytochrome c oxidase copper chaperone. The transcript has 5 exons. The record is from RefSeq and is a predicted model, not a curated record. The coding region runs from base 125 to 478 and encodes 117 amino acids. Gene Ontology annotation, cellular component: mitochondrial intermembrane space. Lineage: Eukaryota; Metazoa; Chordata; Amphibia; Anura; Myobatrachidae. Gene Ontology annotation, molecular function: copper chaperone activity; copper ion binding. Gene Ontology annotation, biological process: mitochondrial respiratory chain complex IV assembly.